AUGAGUCAGGAUCCGCCUCCGGAAUUUCAGCGCGUCUCGCGGGCUCAGGUGUUGCGUGCAGACAGGCAGUGUUUCCUAGAGCUUGCGCGUGUGUGCAAUGGCAACUUAAAACCAGGCCCUGACGGUGCCCUCCCAGUGGACAAAGAGUUUGAGAAGCUUGAGUUCAACACCAGUGUGAUGUAUUUUCUGUUGCCCGUGAAAGGCCGAGGCAAGGGGGGAGGCAAGCAAGACAGGGACGGUAAGGGUCGUAAGCGUAAAACCCACGGCGAUGAGGAUAGCCCAGGUAAGAAGGCCAAGAUUACCCGCGACCCCAUUCCGGAAGUCUUGAAAGGCAUGUUGAUAGUGCUAGGGUGCAAAACGCAAGCAGGGGUCAACGAUGCUCGGGAGAAAGCCUGGUCGGCUGGGGCGUACUCCCAGGGCACUCUGUGUGGCUUGCGCAGAAAUACCAGGACCUUUCCGAACGCUGUCAGAGCAGCUGUGCGGCUGCUGCGCGCCCGCUUCCCACAUGCGACUUUUGCCACCGUUGCUAUUUACUCUAAUGUGUGUACUCCUAUGCACAGGGAUGCCAACAACUUGGAGGGCACUGCAAAUUACAUGGUGCCUGUUACUAGCUUCGGGAAGGGUGGCAUUUGGAUUCAGGAUGACAAGGGCCCGCGUGCCCGUGCCACUCCUCUUGGCAAGGCGAACGGUCGUGUCCUGCAAGUCUGCGAGGGGCCUGUCGAGUUCGAUGCACGUCGGUACCAUUGCACAUUGCCGUGGGAGGGUUCCAGAGUGGUCCUGGUAGGAUUCACUCCGAAUCGCAUCUCUUCCCUGAAGGAUGACGAGGUGACGGUGCUCAAGGACUUGGGCUUCCCUGUGCCAGGACAUCCGGUCACCGAUGCAUGCGCGACUACCAGCCCGUGUGCAAAUCAGCCGUGCAAGAGUGGGGAGCAUGAUCCUGGGGUGAGCGCCGGGCAACCGCUGACCCCAGUGACAUUUGGGUUGAGGAGAAAGUGGCUUGACAAAUGGACCGCACGCGCAGCCGAGAUCACGAAGGCUCCGGAUCCCUCCUGGGAUAUCAGUGAUCCGCAUAUGCAUCAUGUCUUGUGCAAGAAGCGCUUGCAAUUGCUCGAUGAGAUCAUUGCGGCUGAGGGGUAUGAGGAUGUUAAUCUUGCAAGAGAUAUUUGGUCGGGUUUUGACUUGGUUGGCAAAUCGCCUGUAUCGAAUGUGCUGCCGCUGAAGGUCACUCCUGCAUCUCUUCAUCCAGAUGAUUUGCAAGAUGCCGCUCCCCGUGCCAAUGAGGCGCUCAAGAUCUCAUUGGGUUCCUCCGGGGAAAGAUAUCCAGCUGGCGUGCCUUCGACCUUGGCUUAUCGGCAAUUGUGUGUUGCUGUGCGCUCCCGGGGAUUCGCAGCGAUUGCAGUGUAUAAUCCGCACAAGCAGAGAACCGAACUUUUCACCCAGAUCUGUUUACCCUUCGGCUCACGAGCAUCGGUGAACGGCUUUAUUCGCUGCUCUCGGUGCAUUCAAUGGAUUGCCAAUCGCUGCCUCCUUGUGCCGACGACUUCCUAUUAUGAUGACUUCAUUGUUGCUUCACCGGAUUGUCUGGCUGAUAACACAGGUACCACUAUGGAAUUGCUGUUCCAACUUCUGGGUUGGAUUUUUGACCUUGAGGGGCCUAAGGCCGAUGUUUUCUCCCGUCAGGUAUCUGCCUUGGGACUUCACUUUGACUUGGAAGCUUCGGGCGAUGGCAUCGUCACAGUUGGCAACACCGAGAAGCGCAGAGGUGACCUCAGAACACUUGUGGAGAGUAUUCUUGAGGAGGGCGCGCUAUCCUAUAAAGGAGGCCUUGAGUUGCGGGGCAAGCUUUCUUUUGCGAGCUCGCAAAUUAUGGGCAAAGCAGGGCAUUAUGCGUUGAAGCAUAUCAGCUCGCAUGUUCAUGCCUGGCCUUUCGUUGCUAAGCUCACGGCUGCUACUCGUGAUGCCCUUAAUUUCCUUUUGGAGCGCAUCAUACUUCAUGGAGAACCAAGGCGCAUUACGAAACCUCUGGGACACCCGUGGUUUGUUUUUACCGAUGCCAGCUUCGAGCCUUGCUUCGUUGGGGGAUUAGGCGGUGUUCUUAUCUCUCCUUCCGGUUCGGUGGCCAGCUGGUUUGGGUUGCCUUUGUGCGAGGGUGACAUUCGACCGUUGCUUCCCGUCGAUGCGAGCACAGGCAUUGGCGAGUUGGAAACAGUGGCAGUCGUCGUCGCUUUUAUGCUGUGGAGCCAGCGACUGUCCUCGGCUGAGUGUAUCGCAUAUCUUGAUAACGAGGAGGCACGCUUUGCCCUGAUCAAAGGGUACUCUGCUUCGUGGGCGAUCACCCGCAUUUGCCAUAUCUUUGUUAAAACUUGUGAGCAGCACACCCUGCUUCCAUGGUGUGCUAGGGAAAGAACCGGCCCCGGAAGGGAGCCGCAGCUUUGCAAUCGCAGGAUCGAGCGCCGCAGCACGCUCUCCAUCAACUGA
Symbiodinium sp. CCMP2592 is the source of this 2478-nucleotide messenger RNA. NCBI's taxonomy places the organism in Eukaryota, Dinophyceae, Suessiales, Symbiodiniaceae. The record is from the annotation of a GenBank genome assembly.